AUGUUUCCACAUCAAUCCAAAAUCAACUCAACCACGUAUGGAAGAACUACUACCGGAACGAAUUACUCCAAGCAGAGCCUUUACAAUAACCGAGUAGAUUUGUAUGGCCCGAUGUUUUUAAAAACCUGGUGUCUGGAAGUGCCUAUACAUCGCAGUGUUCAUUUAUUUCAAGACAGUGGCAGUUCACCUGGAGCUGGUCAGCGACCUAUCGACAACAGCAAACAAAGAAAAUUUCAAACGUUAUUUAAUAUCGUUUUACACAUGACUGCGCCGGAUGCACUAGUGCACAUUUUUACGUUCCAUAUGAAAUAUUGGGGCAUAUUUAGUGCAAAUUUUUAUAUUUCACAUACACGUACUCUAUCAGUUUCUAGUAGAUAA
Cinara cedri is the source of this 378-nucleotide messenger RNA. The record is from the annotation of a GenBank genome assembly. Lineage: Eukaryota; Metazoa; Arthropoda; Insecta; Hemiptera; Aphididae.